This is a messenger RNA of Hylaeus volcanicus, 1415 nucleotides long. Its product is annotated as D-beta-hydroxybutyrate dehydrogenase, mitochondrial. The coding region runs from base 68 to 1168 and encodes 366 amino acids. The transcript is spliced from 6 exons. NCBI's taxonomy places the organism in Eukaryota, Metazoa, Arthropoda, Insecta, Hymenoptera, Colletidae. The record is from RefSeq and is a predicted model, not a curated record.
AGCCACAAGUCUAGUUUGAAUGGAAUCGAUCAAAUUUGUAUAAAAUAUUAAUAAAGCUGCACCAGAAAUGCCUUUGCCAAGUGGAUAUAAAGAACCAGAUGACAGUCAGACAUGGGAAUUAGCAGAAAGAUGUCUCCUUCCAAUUGCAUUCUCGCAUGCAAUUGCAGUCAUCCUAGCAACUGUAUUAAAUACUUUGGGUAUAUCGCAAACAUCUAGUUUUGUUCUAUUCCUGUUGUUAUUGCUCAUAUCCAUAGGGUCUACGUUAUUCUACCACAAUCUGAAGGUAACUGCUGCAGGGAAAGCAGUUCUUAUUACAGGAUGUGAUUCCAGAGUUGGAUAUACUUUGAGUAAACAAUUAGAUGAAUUGGGAUUUACAGUGUUUGCUGGAUUUGGUAGCAAAGCAGAAAAUGAAGAGGCAAUGCAAAAAUUGAAACAAGAGGGUUCUGGCAGAUUACAUGUGUUACAAUUGGAUAUUACCAGCGAACAUGAUAUUCAUUCAACUUUUCUUUAUGUAAAUGAAAACUUGCCGGAUGGUGCACCAGGUUUAUGGGCAUUAGUGCAUGCUGCAGCUUGGGUGACCUUAGGUGAAUGCGAAUGGGUGCCUUCUUCUGUAUUGAAACGUAGCAUAGACAUAAAUUUCAUUGGUCUUGCUCGAUUAACUCAGGUUUUUCUACCUCUAAUUAGAAGAUCAAAAGGUCGUGUUGUGUUAGUCAGCAGUCUCUUAGCUCGUAUACCAAGCCCUGUUCGAGGCAUUUAUUGCGCAGUAAAGGCUGCAGUCGAAGCAUGGGGAGCCUGUCUUAGAUUAGAAAUGAGAAGAUGGGGAGUAGAUGUAGUUAUUGUUGAAACAGGUGAAUACAUAUCUGGGAAUGCAUGGUUAAAAGACAACAGUUCAUUGUUGGAACAGGCUAGAGACAUGUGGACUCAAUUAGAUCCUCAGACUCGUAAAGAAUAUGGCCAAGAGUUAUUUCAGAAGGAAAUGUUGGCUCUUGAAAAAUAUACUCAAGGUCCAGAAGCAGAUUUAACACCAGUGACAAGAGCUUUAACAGAUGGAGUUAUAAAAACCUUUCCAGUCAGAAGGUACACACCAGUUUUGCGUAAAGAAAGAAUACAAGCUUUAUGUAGUGAUUAUCUUCCAAAACCAGUUUACGACAUAUUAUAUACAAAUUAAUCAGAAGUGAAAGUAUGAUCAGAUACAAAUAAAAAUGUCAUAAUGUCAUCUAGGAUUUAAUAAACACUGCCUAUUGACAAUAAUAGUUUAUGUAUCAUUACAAAUAAUAAGACUAUUGUGUUUAAUUUAUUACAAUGUAUCGGAUUACACACAUACAAUUAUUUAUAAAUUAUUCUAGUCAACAAAGAAAAGUAACAAUCGAAAUAAGAUGUGAUAUAGUGUACGAAAGAACUUUUCAAUAGAAAAG